Penicillium alfredii is the source of this 393-nucleotide messenger RNA. RefSeq names its product BolA family protein. The transcript is spliced from 2 exons. Lineage: Eukaryota; Fungi; Ascomycota; Eurotiomycetes; Eurotiales; Aspergillaceae. Gene Ontology annotation, molecular function: 2 iron, 2 sulfur cluster binding. The coding region runs from base 1 to 393 and encodes 130 amino acids. Gene Ontology annotation, cellular component: cytosol; nucleus. The record is from RefSeq and is a predicted model, not a curated record. Gene Ontology annotation, biological process: intracellular iron ion homeostasis.
AUGUUCUUCCGCGCCUCCCCCUUGACUGUCCUGAGCAGAAGCUGCCGCUACCUUCUCCGCCCACUCCCAUCCCAGCGGGCAUCGUUCUCCCUCACCGCGCGCUCGUCCGCCGCCAUCGACGCCGCCAUGGCCGACACCUCGGGCAUCACGGCCGACUCGCUGCGCGCCAAGCUGAUUGACCAGCUGCAGGCGCAGCAUGUCGAGAUUGAGGAUUUGUCGGGUGGCUGCGGUCAAGCUUUCCAGGCUGUGAUUGUCUCCCCCCAGUUCGAGAGCAAGACUAUGCUCGCGCGACACCGGCUUGUCAACUCCGUGCUCAAGGCUGAAAUUGCUGCUAUCCAUGCCUGGACGCCCAAGUGCUACACCCCCGAGCAGUGGCAGGGGCUGCAGCAUUAA